This is a messenger RNA of Sesamum indicum (sesame), 2006 nucleotides long. RefSeq names its product Transducin/WD40 repeat-like superfamily protein. Gene Ontology annotation, molecular function: protein binding. Lineage: Eukaryota; Viridiplantae; Streptophyta; Magnoliopsida; Lamiales; Pedaliaceae. The record is from RefSeq and is a predicted model, not a curated record.
GAACUGCAGGCCCGAGUUCAUCACUAACAAAUACUUGUAAGUCGCUGCUUCUGAAAUGCGACACCAGCUCACAUCGGACGAAACUGGAUAAACGUUGCACCCCAACCCCUACGCCAAUGCAAUCCCCAUGGACACUUGCUUCGAAUUCGCAGUAAAACUCUAAUUCAAAACCCAUAACUCAAAAGAUUUCAUAGCAUUACCCCCAAGAAUUUUCGAAAUGGACGCAAUUCUGCCGAUUAUCGCCUUCUCGGUGAUCGUCGGAGCUGUGAUCGCACUUGUAAUAUUUGGGACCUAUUUCCGGAAGAGGAAAUCUGAAAUCGAAUCCAUCAACAGGCCCGAAACCCUGAAAACGAACCCCAGACCCGCUUUGAAGCCAUCGGCUGCCAAGAAACCCCACCACAAAUCUCACUCCCAUUCGCAUGCAGCCGAUAAAGAUGCUAAUAAAAAGCAUCACCCGUUGGAUUUGAAUACUUUGAAAGGGCACGGGGAUGCUGUCACCAGUGUAUCUUUUUCGCCUGAUGCACGUAGCUUAGCAACUGCUUGCGGAGAUGGUGUUGUCCGGGUUUUCAGGUUGGAUGAUGCUUCAAGCAAAAGCUUCAAGUUUCUGAGAAUCAACUUACCUGCUGGAGGUCAUCCAACAGCAGUUGCUUUUGCCGGUGAUGCGUCGUCUGUAGUAGUGGCUACCCAGGUACUCGCAGGCUCAUCUUUAUAUAUGUAUGGAGAAGAAAAACCCAAAACAACUGGCGAGCAGAAGCAACAGAGCAAGCUCCCUCUUCCUGAAAUCAAAUGGGAACACCACAAAGUUCAUGACAAGAGAGCCAUCAUAACUUUGGUCGGAACCAAGGCAACUUAUGGCAGCGCUGAUGGGAGUGCAAUUAUUGCGUCAUGCUCAGAAGGCACUGAUAUUAUACUCUGGCACGGAAAAUCUGGAAAAGUAUUGGGCCAUACUGACACAAACCAGCUCAAAAAUACAAUGGCCACCAUUUCUCCUAAUGGUCGUUUCAUUGCAGCGGCUGCCUUUACUGCUGAUGUGAAGGUUUGGGAAAUUGUGUACUCGAAGGAUGGUUCGGUGAAGGAGAUUUUAAAGGUUAUGCAGCUUAAAGGUCACAAGAGUGCAGUAACGUGGCUUUGCUUUACUCCAAAUUCGGAAGAAAUCAUCACAGCCUCAAAGGAUGGUUCAAUAAGAAUAUGGAAUAUCAAUGUUCGAUAUCAUCUAGAUGAGGACCCUAAGACUUUGAAGGUGCUUCCCAUACCACUUCAUGAUGCAAAUGGCACUACUUUACACUAUGAUCGUAUGAGUCUGUCGCCUGAUGGGAAGAUACUGGCAGCAACUCAUGGUUCAACAUUGCAGUGGCUGUGUGCUGAGACUGGAGAGGUUUUGGACACUGCUGAAAAAGCUCAUGAUGGUGAUAUCACGGAUAUGGCAUGGGCGCCAACAACCAUUCCUAUGGAAAAUAAAGAGUUGGCUGUUUUAGCCACGGCCAGCACUGACAAGAAAGUCAAGCUAUGGGCAAGCCCGCCGUUGCAUCCUUCCUGAGGAGAGUAUCGGGAACAGGUUUAACCCAUUGUGCAUGAGAUAGGGCUUCUGGUCAGAGUCAGUAAAUUUCAAGGCGAGUUUGACAUGGUUCUCUGGAUGGAAAAUUAUCAUGGGCGUAAAACCUCACUUAUCUUCAUACUUGCUAGAAUUUUGUAGGCAAGAAAGUAAGUUGGGACAAAAAUUCUCUGAGAAGUUUGAAAGAGAACCAGGUGGUCUUACUCCCUUCGGUUUUUUCCGGCAAAAAAAAAAAAACAGCAGAGCUAGUAAUUUGGUUACUUUGAGAAAUUUUUGGUCAGUGCUUCGGCUUUAUCUUUUGUUUGUGCUGAGAAAUGAGAGCACUUUUAUAAGUUGUACUAUUGGAAUGAACUGAUAGCAUGGGUUCUUUAGGUUAUCUUUAAUAUCUGGAUUGGGAUUUUGAACUGAUAUUCAUAUGUUUAUCAACUUAGUUGACAUUUACCAUGUACUGGUA